Chlamydomonas reinhardtii is the source of this 11036-nucleotide messenger RNA. RefSeq lists its product as uncharacterized. Gene Ontology annotation, biological process: potassium ion transmembrane transport; regulation of membrane potential. The transcript has 15 exons. Gene Ontology annotation, molecular function: voltage-gated potassium channel activity. Gene Ontology annotation, cellular component: membrane. NCBI's taxonomy places the organism in Eukaryota, Viridiplantae, Chlorophyta, Chlorophyceae, Chlamydomonadales, Chlamydomonadaceae. The coding region runs from base 182 to 9202 and encodes 3006 amino acids. The record is from RefSeq and is a predicted model, not a curated record.
UACAUUAGCAGCUAUAAAUGGAAGCAACCCAAGAGGACUUUCAGCUUCAGGGGCACAGUCAGGACUGUGCCGUAACCGGGUUAAUGUCAAGCAGUCGCUGAACACUGCUAUUUAUGGUAGUCAAUGCGGAUGGUGUCAAGUUCGCGUCGAGCUAGGUGACUAUCGCCUAUCGGCCUGAGCGAUGGCGGAGGGCGCGUUCCUGCUUGAGAAUCUGUAUGAAAAGGCAGAUUACCUUAUAUCGGCUUUGCGCAACGAGGCGCCCGGCGCGGCAGCGCGCAGCGCUCAGCUCGCAAAUGCUCCCAGCGUGCAGCCACGUGCGGAGACUGCCGCCGGGGGGCAAGGCCAUACAGAGACCUUGUCAUGGCAGCCCAAGGGCAAGCUCAAUGCCCACCGCACGUCCGCCAUCACUUCAGCAGCAGCCCUGCAGGAUUUCCUGCUUCAGACGGCGCCGGAGCCUAUGGCGGGGCCGCUCCUGGCCCCCACCAGCAGCGUCGCCGUCGGGGGCGGGCCCUCACACCGGCGGCUCGUGGCUGCCCCCUCCACCCGGCUGCGGCGGGGCAUCUCCCGCCGCGUGGACUCCCUGCACCACGCCCCGCUGGCAGCUCUUGAUCCAUUUGACGAGAGCGAGGGCGGCGCGGAGUCGGGCGGGGGCGGGGCACCCGGGCUGGACAACCGGCCCUUGCGCGGCGUCAACACGCGCGCCAACACGCACGGCAUCGCCUCCACGCCAGGCAUGGCCUCCACGCACGCCUUCACCACAGGGCUGGGCUACGUCGCCAGCCACCACCCCGCCUCCCUACCAGGCAUGGUUGCAGCGGCCGCCGCGUCGCCUGGGUUGCCGCUGCCGCUUCCACCGCACCCGUCUGUGGGCCGCGGCUCGGGCCGGCCCGCCUCCUCGGAUGGCAUGGCGACGCGGCGGGCGCCAUCGGGCAGCGGGAUGUUGGGCAGCACUGGCAGCGUCAGCGGCAUGGCCAAUACGCCGCUGCUAGCGGAGCUGCUGGAGCCCACGUCAACGUCGCUGUCGCCAGUCAAGCUGCGAGAGCUGCAGCGGCGGCCGUCCGCCAAGCCCAGCCGGCGGUCCGGCGGCGGCGGCGGCGGCUCCGCGGCGGCGGCCGGCACGGAUAGCGGCCCCGCGGAUCGGAUGCUCUUUAGCUCGGCAUCGCUGGAGGCGGCGGUGACGCAGGAAGCCCUGGCGGCGCUGCUGACGUCGAUGGACGGCGGCUUGGGUGGGGACGUGGGCUGGGUGGCACCGAAGGUGCUGCACCAACCGCAGACGCCUCUAAGCAGUCCGUCAGGUGCUGGUGGGCAAAUGCACGUGCCGACCGGCACUGGCUUUGGCCAUAGCACGGGUACGGGCAUGGCUGGAGGACAGGGCCGGCGGCGGCCGCUGCGGCAGCCCAGCAGGCUGGGACCGCAGCCGGCGGUGGGGAGGGAGCAGCUGCCGCUGCUGCAGACAGGCUCAGACUUAGAGACUGAUGCAGAGGCCGAGGCAGGGAAAGGGAAGGCACAGUCGCCAAAGCGGAUGCCCAAUGGAACCGGCUUCGGAGCGGGCACGGACCCUGCCAUAGUGCCGGCCACGGGGCCUGCGGGCGGUGCUGCUGGGGCGCCGCAGGAUGCGGCGGUGGAGCCAGCGGCAGGCGCGGCGAGGAACGGGGCCGGCGGCGUGCGGUUGGCUGAGCCUGGCGGCAGUGCGCGGGUGGCCGGGGAUUCGCCAGCACUGGUAGCAGCAAACGCUGCAGCAACGGGCAAACCAUCUACGUCCUGGGGCUCCUGGUUCAAACGGGGGGUUGCCGUGCAUCCGGAUGUUGAGGAGCCGCGGGCCCAGGACCGACAGCAGGGCCGCAAGCCCGUGUCGGCUUGGCAGCCGCCCCCACCGCCUGCCACAGCCCCCGGCAGCGGCAGCGGCCGUAGCAUAAGCACCAGCAGCAUCGUCCGCCGCCGGCGGCCCUGGCCCGCGUUGUGCCGCGACGGCGAGACAGCCACCGCAACUGCCACCGGCUCGACCUCGCUCGACCCAGAUCACCCCGCCGCGACGCGGCAGGAGUCGCUCGGCCGCCGCUCCUCCCACUCCCACCACCCACACCUCCUCUCGCGGCCGUGGCACACCUUCCCUCUGGAAUGGGCCAAGGUGCUGGACGGCUGGCUCCCCAUGUGGACGCCCUCGCCCGGCCGUUCGGCCUGGGACGUGUUGGUGCUGCUGCUGCUGCUGUUCACGGCGGUGGAGGUGCCGCUGGAGGCGGGCUUCCCGAACCAGAUGGGCCACGUGGCCGGCCUGGCGGCAACACACGUGGGGGUGCUGGUCGUGUUCUGGGUCGACAUCGUGGUGCAGUUCAGGACCGCCUACGUAAGCGACGCUGGCGAGCUGGUGCGGGAGUCAGGCGCGGUGGCGGCGAAUUACGCCCGCACCUGGCUGGCUCCGGACCUGCUGUCGUCAAUGCCUUGGGGGGAGAUCCUCAAGUUGGCAUUGGGCACUCACCGGCCAGGCGUGGGCGUGCUGGCAUCGCUGCUGCGCCUUCCGCGCCUGCUGCGCCUCAUGCGCCUGCUCCGUCAGCUUGAUCGCGUGCGCUAUGCCAACGUGGUGCGCAUGGGUCGCCUGUUGGUGCUGGUGCUGAUGGUGUCGCACUGGACCGCAUGCCUCUGGCACGGCCUGGCCCACUGGCUAGACGGCUGGCCCUGGCUGUUCGGCAUGGCUGGGCUGCGCCCCGCCGACCCGCUGAUCACCCAGUACAGCUACUCCAUCUACUACUCGCUGGUGCUGGUGGUGGGCGGCGACAACCUGCCCGCCAACAACAACCUGGAGCGCGCGUUCAUGAUCGUGAUGCUGGUGGCGGGCUCCAUCCUGUACGCCCUGGUGGUCUCCAACAUGGCUUUCCUAGUCGCCAACUUCAACAGUCUGUCCAGCAGGUACAAGUCCAAGGCGGCGCUGGCGGCUGACGCGCUGCGCUACAUCGGCGCGCCUGAGGAGCAGCGGCAGCGGGUGGCCGAGUACUACGACUUCCUCAUCAGCAAUGACCACCCCGGCCCCGAGGCGGACGGCUUCAUCAACGAGCUGCCGCGCGGCCUGGUGCAGGACAUCAAGUGGGCGCUGUACGCGGGCGCCUUCCACGGCCUGCCGCUGUUCGGCGGCUGCAACGAGGCGUUCAUGGCGGCACUGCAGGCGCGCCUGACGUUGGCCGCCUACACGCCCGGCGAGGUCAUCUACCGCGCCCUGGACGUGGGCCGGGACAUGUACAUCAUGCGGCGGGGCUGCGUGGCGUUGCUGCACGCCGGCUCAUGCGACAUGGCGGAUCUCAUGUCGCCCGGGGACGCGUUCGGGGAGCUGGCGCUGCUGCCCGACCUGGCGGCCAGGAGGAGGAUGCACACGGCUGUGGUGCUGCAGCCCACGGAUGUGGUGGUGCUGGCGGCGCGGGACGUGGUGGCGGUGUGCAAGGACCACCCCGAUGCUGGAGCCAUCGUGCAGGACCGGCUGUACCAGCGGUACAGCAGCGUACUGGCGGGCGGGCCCACCGCCUACCUGUUCCAGGACUUCCUGAACGCCAUCGGUUCGUACGACGACGACGAGCUGAUGUACGGCAAUGACGUGGUGGAGGACUGGUUUCAGAGCGGCGGCCAGCAGCUGCGCCUGAGCGACGCCCAGCUGGCGGCACUGUCGGCGGCGGCGGCGGCGCAGGCGGAGGCGGCGCAGGGCGCGGAGGGCGCAGCCGGGGCCCGGAAGGGCCAGCAGCAUGCGGCUGAGGCGAAGGAGAAGGCGGAGGCGAAGAAGGAGGAGGAAGGAGAGGAGAAGGUGGAUGGGGUGGUGGAUGGGGAGGAAGGCAUGCUUGACAGCGAGGCGGCGCUGCUGGCGGCGCUCGAGGGCGAGUCGCCCAAGAUCUCUCCGGUAACGGAUUCCGCCGCCGCGGAUCUGGUGCGACGCGGUGGCUCCUCCGUGUCCUCCUGGGCAUCCUAUCUGGAGGCGGCAGACGGCCGCGGCAGCGGCGGUGGCGGCACAGUCCGCAACGGGCUGGGCCGCGGGCGCGUGGGCAGCGGCACUGUUGGGGCUGCUGGUGCAGCUGGCAGCCCUGGCGGUGUUGGAAGCGGUGCGGGCGCCGGUCUGGGCACCAGCACAGUCCGCAGCCUGGGCAGCGGUGGCGGCGGCGGCGGUGGCGGCGGCGGCGGGCUGCGUGCGCCCGUCGUGCCCAAGUCGCGGCUGCUCUCGCUGCGGCGCGCCAAGGCGGCAGCGGGGCUGCUGCCGGAGGGCGGCGCGCCGUCGACGGUGCUGGAGGGCUCGGUCGAGCGGGUGGAAUCGGAGGGCACCGCUGAGGCGGCUGGGGCGGUGGUGGCAGCGGCGGCGCAGGCGGGACGAAAGGCGCCGUCCUCCUCGCGGUCUUCCUUGACACCUGAUCUGGAUCCAGAGGCCACCAGCCCCACCGCUCGUGCGCCGGCGGCGCUCCUACACGAUAGCGCCGACCUCAGCCGUGCCGGCGGCAGCGGCGUGGGCGGUGGCAGCGGCUCCAGUGCAGUCACCACCAGGGCUGACGGCGGCCCGGAUGGGGCAUCCAGCCUACAGCAUGCGGAUGUGUGGGCGCAGGUGGUGGCAGGAACGCAGGGCGGGGAACGCGCGGCAGCAGCAGCGACACACGGCGGCGAAAGCAGGGGUGGCCUUGAUGUUGGCGGUCACGGGGUGACAGACCUGCUCAUGUCAACCGCCGGUAGCGCGCUCGCUGAGUUCGCGGACAUGCAGCCGCCCUCUGCAGCGACCCCAGUGCCACUGCUAGCACCAGCACCAGAACCAGCAGCUGCCGCCGCAGGGCCGCCUGUAGGCACAGCACAGGCGCAGCCUCAGGUGCGGCCAGAGCGACAGCCGGCACAGCAAGAGGCGAAGCAGCUGGGGCCGCUGACUCGCAAGGGCGGCGCGCCCGCGGCGCCCAGUGCUGGGGCCGCUGAUGCAGCGGGUCCCGCCGCAGGCCCGGCCCCAGGCGUCAGCGCGGCGGCUGUGCUGCGAAAGCUGACGGCCGGCACCGCUAGCGUCGGUGGAGACGGCAGCGCGAGCAAUGCGCUCGGGCUGGCGGAUGCCGGCAGCCACGCUGCUGCGGCGCCUGCGGGCGGCAAGGACAAAAGCAGGACCAAGGUGCUUCCGGCGCCCCCCGUCGCGCCGUUGCCUCCGGCACCGCCUCCGCUUCCGCCGGGCGCGCCCAAGCCGCCACCGUCUGCCGCGCAGGCGUCGCGAGCUGCAGCGGCAGCUGAGGCCCGAGGCGGCGGCACCGGCGCGGGAGGAGCCAGCUCACCCACGCCACCACCAUCCGCCUUGACGGCGCACCAACGCGCCCGCCAGAACGGCACCAGCAACGGCCGCGCCCAGAACCCCUAUCUGCUGCCCACACCCGGCGUUGCGGCGGCCACGACAGCUACCGCUCGUGAGCGCGGAGCGCGCAACGGCGCCGCCGCCGCCGCCGCAACGCCCCCAACGGGCACCGCUGCUGCAGCGGCUGCCACAGUUGCUGCUGCUUCAGGCGCGGAGGCUCCUUUAAGCCGCUCCGUCCAAACGCCGCCGCCCACUGCGCAGGGCAUGCUGUUAGACUCAGCUGCCUCGUCCUCAAUACCAGGCGGCGCCGCCGCCGCCGUCAGCAGCAGCCCAGGCGGCGGCGCCACCGCCACCGGCGCCACGGCCGCUGCAUCGGGCGGAAGCAUUCACGUGCUGCGCCGCCUGGCGUCCAGCAUCAUCCGCCGCUUCAACGGCAGCGUCUCCGCCGCCGCCGAACGCGACGACGACGACGCUGCCGCUAGCUCCGCUGCUGCUGGUGCCGCUGCCGGCGCCGCUGCUGCAGAUGGCGCUGAAGUGGACGCUGGGUUGAGCGACGUGCGCGUCAUGAGCAACCUUCCACUUGCGGAUGCCAGCCCCGUCGCAACUAGCAACGGGUACGGAAUCGGCACCCACGCCAUUGUCCGGGUCAUCAACCGCCUACACUCCAUCACACAAGACGGGCCGCGCUCGGGCGCUGCAUCACCGCUCGCCGGCACCUCCACCCGCCAGCGCCUGACGGCUGGUAGCUACGGACCUGCUUCGCGGCGACACCUGCUGGGGGUAGCAGCUAUCGGCGGCGACGGUGUUGCAGCCGCCGCCAGCCCCAGCGCGGCCCAUUUCCGCCGUCACAGCAUUGGUGGCUCGCGCCCAACAUCCCAUUCUGAACUGCCUGACUGGGUCCUUGCGGGCAGGUCGAGCGCCGGCGGCGAUGGCGGCCGUGCGCCGUCGUCGGCAGCCCCGUCGGAUCGGCUAACAGUUGGCCGCGGCUCCGGCUCAGGCAUGGUGUCCACUACUCCCGAUUGGAUCGUCGCCCGGGCGUCGCGUCAGGCGUCACGGGCGCAGCGUGCCUCACGCGGCCAGUGGCACGCCGGCGGCGGCGCGGACGCAGGGCACGCCGCAUCCACCGUGCCGGGCGGCCCAGUCGGUGCGGGCGCGGGUGCGGGCUCGGGCACGGGUGCGGGUGCGGGUGCAAUGGCGGGGGGCGCGCCUGCUGACGUGGCACACGCGAUGCAGACCUUGGCUUUGGCCCUGGGUGUCGGGGUCGAGGGCAGCGGCGGCGCAGUUGCCGCCACCGGUAUCAACAGUGCCGCCGCUGGCGCGGCAAGGGGCACCACCGGCGGCGGCAUCUUGGCUGCCGGGCCGUCCGCGACGAGGGCGGCGGCGGCGAUGGCACUUGAGCUGCUGCUGCUACAGCCGGGUCAGAAGGACCUGCUGCUGGCGCUGGCGGAUGCGGUGGUGCGGCGCUUCGGUGCGGAUGCGGUGCCGUCAGCGCGGGAGGCGACGCGAGAGGCGGCAGCGAACGGGGCGGCGCAGGUGGAGGCUCGGCUGGGCAAGUCGCUGCGGACUGUCAUGGGUAGCCUCGGCGUCAUUGAACAACUGCUGUCGCGGCUGGACGCCAUGGCGGUCACCGCCAAGCGCCGCCUCGCCGCCAUCGAGCACGCCGCCGUGGAGGCGGCCGGCGACGGCGUGCUCGCGCCCAACCUGCUUGGUGUACUGGACACAGAAAGUAGCGACGGCCUGGCCACCGCCCUGGAGCGCCUGCGCGGCGCCGCCGAGCCCAGCGCAGAAGAUAAUAAUAUUAAUAAUUUGCCGGUCCCGGGGGCGCGCGCAAGUGCUGCUGUUGCCGCUGCCACCGUCCUAACGAUGCUGCCGCCGCAGCCGCCGCUGCCGCCGCCAACUGCGUCGUCAAUGGGCGUGGCUGCGACCGCGGCGGCGAUGGUUGCCACCGCUUGUGCGGCGCCGCCGGCGCGGCAGUUGGUAGCGGGCGGGCCCAUGCCAAAGGUGCAGUCGCUGCAAAACUUGUCCACACUGGCUGGGGAGGAAGUCAGCGGCCACGGUGCCACUGCCUACGCCGCGCGCACAAGCGGGUGCGGCGGCAUGAGCGGAAGCGGCGCCGCCGCCGCUGCCGCCGCCUUACCGGCGCCUGCCAGCGGCAGUGGAAUGCCCACCUUCUCCUCGCUCGGCCACGUCGGCUUCCUGCCAUCCGCAAGCCGCUCUCAUCGCAACCUCCAAAGCAGCGUGCCUUCGGAGGCGACGCUAUCCGCCGCAAACGCAAGCGGCGGCGGCGGCGCCGGCCGCGGUGCCACUGGUGCAGGCAGCGAGUCGUCACCGUGGCAAACGGCCAACGUCGCAGCGAGCGUGGGCCUCGGGUUGCUGGAGCGCUCCCGCUCACUGCACCGUCGCGCCUCCCUGUCGGUGCAUACCACAGCCGACGCCCUGGCUGGCAUGCUGCCGCGCGUCUCGGAGCACGCCAUGGCGGCCGCCGCUGCCGCAUCUCCACCCGGCUCGGAGAACGGCUCGCCGCGCGCCUCCUACAGCACGGCGGCGGUACGGCGGCAGUCGGUGGGUCAGGUGCAGGCGCUACUGUUGAUGUCAGCCUCAUCCACCGGCGGCGUAGAGGCCGACAGUGCACUGCUGGCGGCUCGGCCUGCCUCGGGGCGCGGCAGCCGGCGCGGCUCCAUGGAGCUCCUGCUGGCGGCGGCGGUGGCGGCGGCGUCCGAGGGCGGCAGCCACCGCGGCAGCGGCGCAGGCAGCGGCACGGAAAGCGACGGCCCCCGCGCCAGCCGCACCGGCAUGGGCGCCGCCGCGACCACGAUGGCGGAGGCGCAGGUGAUGGGCUCCACAGGCGGCGUGGGCCGGCGCGGGCCCGUGUCGCUGGGCCGCAGCCGCAGCCUCCUGGGCCGUAGGAGUAGUGCGGUGCAGAUGAGCGACGCGGCGGUCACAAGCCCCGACGACGUCGCAGCAGCAUCGCAGCAUGCCGCGGCCGCGGCUGCGGCCGCACUUGCUGCUGUUGCUGAGCAAGGCGCCUACGCUGUGUCCAUGUCAGAUGCCGACGCCGGUGCGGCAGCGGCUGCGGCAACGGCGGCUGUGGCUGCGGCAGUCCGCACGGUGGACGGCGAGCUGUUGGAUGCCCAGCACCGGCAAGCACGGCGGCCGCAGCGCUCGUUCACUGCCGCUGCAGAGGCCGCCGGCUUGCGUAACAGCAGCAGCACCGCCGACGGCACCGGCCUGCCUGGCGGCCGCCUGACGUUCGGCGGCGGCGGGCUGGUGUCAACCGCCCUUCGCACUGCCGUGCUUAACGACAACAUUACGGGGCUGGGCGGUAAGGGCUCUGGCGGCGGCGCCACGGCGGGCGGCGGCGCUGCUCAUGGCGGCGGCUUCCGUCCGUCGGCACUGCUGCCGUCGCAGCGUCCAGGCGCGCGCCGCGCGCCCCUGAAAUUAGGCAGCGGCGCAGCCAUGUCUGGCGGCGGCGGCGGCGGCGGCGGCGCUGGCGAGAGCUCAAGCUACUUCGCGCACAGCGGCCACGGCUCCACAGACGGCGGCGGCGUCGAGGAGUCUGGUGUCAGCGUGACGGGCGGCGGCGGGCGGCGCGCCGCGCCGUUCCGCCGCGCCAGCACCUCGACCACGCUGCAGGUUGCGUCACGUGCUGCUUCCAUGUCAGCGGCGGCACAGGGGGGGCUGCCGACGAUCAACACGGCCACGGCGGCAGCCGCGGCGAUGGCGGCGGCCGCUGCAGGCGCGGGGCCAACCCACAGGCGCUCGCAGCCGCAGGUUGAGUCGCUGGGGCUAGAUGUGUUGGAGUUGCGGCAGCCAAGCCGCACGGCGGCGGCGAGGAAGGCAAGGCGGGGCGAGGCGGCGGCGGCCGCCGCCGCAGCAGCGUUGGCUGCGGAGAUAGACGCGGAGAUAGACGCGGAGUGGUGAGGGCGUAACAGGCGGCGCUUCCGUGGAUGGGACGCAGACGCCCGGUCCGGUCCGCUGAACAAAAAGCUAAUGUUGUCUCGUAUACACUGCUGACCGUUUCUUGGUACUUUUAGUCCUGGUCCAGCCGCCAUAUUGCGUUGCCUUUACACUAGCAAGGAUCAGGCCAUUUGGGCACAAUGGGCAUGGGGCGAGCCAGGUAUACCUACCGAAGCUUGCACGUACCUGACGUAGGCCCUGGGCAUUAGCAUGACGUCGCAUAAACGAGUAACAGUUGGUGCUGGAGAGAACUCAAAAGGAACUUUACGGUAUCUUCCGCGUUGUUUGCCCCAUUCAUUACCGUAGUAUGCUCAAACGCCACAGGCAGUAGGCUUUGUGGUGCACUUGACACGUGAGCAAUUACUAUGGCAGCUGCCACCGGAACCUGGUGCGUGCGGUGCGUUGUUUAGAAUGUGGAGGCAAAUUGCGUGGGACAAGUGCACCGUGCUGGAGUCAGGGCCGACACGCCAUGGUGGGCUCGAGUGGGGUCGUGUCGCGACAGAAAACGCGCGCAGCCUGAACUGCUGUGGCGCUGUCUGAACUCAUCGGGAUGCCAUCCGGGGCGCUGCAACUGCGACCGCCGAAUGAAGGAACUGCUUGCUUACCGGUACUGUGGGAUGAGGACGGCUGCAGGUAAGACAUGACAAUGGCUGCGCGCAAAGCCAAUCAUUUGUUUGGAACACAUAAAGUGUGAGACACUGCUGGCAGAGCAACCUGCCGCCUGCAAAAGCAAAGGCAUUGGAGUUGGGGCGUAUCAAGACCGGCGUGCGGCUAGGGGGCCUAGUGCCUGCGGUUUGGAUGCAGGUCGCUCAAGCAUUGUUCGAGCUCUCUGUGUCGCUUGUUUUGGCAUGCGCACGUCAUGCGUGUAUGCUUGUCUUGCACGUAUUUUAAGGAAAAGGAACUCCCGAUUGCGAAGAUCGACUUUGGGCUUGGUAUGAUGCGAGACCGGUAGGCACGGUUGCCGGUUGCCCAUUGAGUACCGUGGACCCCUGGCUGAACUGGUCGUCUCUAUUUUGGAUGGAAUUUAUUCCGCGUGUGUAUCUAUGUUUGCGGACCGUCCUGGCACCAGGAGGAGGGGCUCCAGGUCAAGCACGACAAAGUUUGCGAGUGGGUACGCGUGUGAAUUUGGGGGCUAAUGCGGUGUUUUGAGGUGGCAAACCAAAGCGUGAAACUUCAAUGGCGACCAGCGCUGAAGGAGCUCAUCGGCCCGAUGCGUUCCUGGAUGAAACUCGAUAAUACCUAUGAGUGCUAUACAUGCAACAGUGAUUCAUCUACUACUUUCGAGACGUUACCCCUGACCGCGUUCACCCGCAUUCCGAUGGCAGCUGGCCCGGAUGAGAGAACGGGCGUGUGGCAGUGUAAACUGUACACAUACAAAUGAUAAGUUGAUAUUAAGCAGCGACUGGUGGCUUUCGAGAAAUGCAACGGUUGCUCGCGGUUGACCGGUACACCUGUGGCCCCCCACGUGUGCCCCCCUUGGUCCCGUGCGACUUGCUCGCGAGGUCCCGCUGACCAACUGCACGCACGUGUAAUGACGUAAUAAUGACUCACUCAUCAUUUGAGGCCCAGUCUUCUGGAAUAGCCGGAUGGGCCCGAUCGAAGUAGCUAGCAGUAGCCAGGGGAAGGUGUCAGUGCUGAUGUGGCAUGACGUUGCGCUGACGAUUGCAAUUGGGCACGCGAUGAUGUCGUACAAGUGCCCAGGAGUACUUAAGGGAAGAACCGGUUGUUUAGCAGUAUCCGGGUGUCCCCCAAAGACGGGCCUUUCCCGUGGACUCAAGCGCUGUAACGCACAAGGGCA